AUGCCUUCCAAUCCAGAUCACCCGCCGCCGCCGGCGGCGGCGACGGGGGCAAGCACCGUCCACCCACCACCGCCGAAGCCGAACCCAAAGCUCCUCUCUUUACUCCUCAAGGCCCUGAUUAUGAUCUUCAUCACGACCCUCUUCUUCCUCUUCCUCGGCGUCGCGGCAAUCCUCCUCCUCCUCGCCACCGCCGCGCUCCACCGCCAUUCCAAUCCGGCCAACAGCGACCUGAAGCGGCGGCUCCCGCAAUUCAGAUUCUCGCGGAGGAUGCAAGGAGGCGAGACCGACGAAUGCGUGGUGUGUUUGGAUUCGAUUAAGCAGGGGCAAUGGUGCAGGAAGCUACCCGGUUGUGGGCAUUUGUUCCACCGGCGGUGCGUGGAUCCGUGGCUGGUGAAGGUGCCGGCUUGCCCGAUUUGCCGAGCUAGGGUUCAGCUGGUGGAGGAAGAAAGGAGUGGCGCUUUGGGUUUCGAUUGGAGGAACGAUUUCAGGGUCUGGUAG
Linum tenue is the source of this 498-nucleotide messenger RNA. The record is from the annotation of a GenBank genome assembly. Lineage: Eukaryota; Viridiplantae; Streptophyta; Magnoliopsida; Malpighiales; Linaceae.